CUAGAAGCAUGCUGUGGGACUUAGAUAAGCUGAUUAACAGGAGUAAACUAUAAAAUGGUGUGUUUGCCUGACUCUCUCUAUAACUGUCUUAAUCGCCUCUGUCGGUUAUAAGCUUCAAGACGAGAGGAAAUCAUCAGGAAAAAUGACUAGAGGACACACCUUCAUCUGUCUUCUGCCUUUACUGAUUGGGUGUUCAUCUCAGUCCUGUGAGAAGGAGACCGACUGCCCCAAAGAAAACCAGUAUGUUUUCGGCAAGGAAGUGUCACAGAUCCCAGUAAGUCUGAAAGCAGGUGUCACAGAGGUCUUCUUUGUGGAAAGUAACAUCACUGUCAUCCCAAAGGGGGCCUUCGCCACCAACCCGAGUCUGGAAAAGAUAGAGUUCAUCACCACCCCCACCGUGUCCAUAGAGAACGGUGCUUUCGAGGGAUUGGUCAAACUCAAGCAUAUUGAGAUCUCCAGUACCCCACUAACAUCCUUGUCUGUAGACGUCUUCCAAGACCUGCACAACCUGGAAGAACUUCUGCUGAAACUCAACAAGAUCCGUAGUCUGGAGAAAGGAUUGUUUGAUGGCCUUAAGAAACUGAGAGAACUCCAGUUACACAUAAACGAGAUUGACACCAUCGAGGAGGGGACAUUUGAUGACAUAGAAAACCUUCGGAUCCUCCAUCUGGCCAAAAACAACCUCAGUUCUGUGUCCUCCGCCCUGUUCUCAAAGCUGCACAAACUGGAGGUACUGAGGCUCUAUGGGAACCAACUUACCGCCAUUCCUGACGAUAUGUUAGAACAUUUAUCCAAUUUAAAGGAGAUCGCUCUGUAUAGUAACAAAAUCACUUCAAUAUCAGCUCAUUUGUUCCCACACAAAGACAAAUUAAACAAGAUACUUUUGGACAAUAACAUGUUGACUGAAUUGCCUUCAGAGAUAUUUGUGGGCCUUCCUCUGCUUAAAACAUUGACACUAAAUGGAAAUAAACUUGCAAGUCUACCUCCUGUCCUCUUUGGAGAGAUGCCCAAACUGACUGAGUUGAGUCUCAGUCGAAACAGUCUUACCAGUCUUCCUCAGGGAGUAUUUAGUCCUCUUAAGAAACUCAAGAAGUUGGAUCUGUCUAACAACCAAUUGUUCGCCGUAUCUGAAGAGUCUUUUGAGGGCCUUGAGAAGCUAACAGAACUCAAUCUUCAAUACAACCAGAUCAAAUCAUUGAAAGCAAACACCUUUGAAAAGCUGACAUCACUAACCACCCUUAGACUGGCUCACAAUAGCCUGGGGACUCUUCCAGAGGAUAUAUUUGACCCCCUACCAAAACUCAGCAAAGUCUAUUUAAACAACAACACUUGGCAUUGUGACUGCAGGAUGGUCCCCCUCUUCAAUUGGAUGAAGGCAAACCCUGGCAAGAUCAAGUCUAUGUCUCCUGAGAUCUGUAACCAGCCGGAGGAUUUAAAAGGACAAGAAAUCAUGUCUCUCAAAGAGGACCAGCUCAUAUGUCCUGUAUCUCCUCUGACCACCAUCCCUUCACUCACCACAACCACCACAAUGACCACAGCAACCACGACAGCCAAAACAACCACACCACUUGUAACCACCAUGACCACUACUACAGUCACAACUACAUUGACAACCCCUCAGCCACCUACAACCGCCCAGCCUACUACAACUACUUUGCCAACCACAAUGGCCACAACAACUGAAGCCACCACCCCAACUACAACCACCAUUGUGACCACCUCACUAAUAACCACAAGUCUGAUUCCCACCACCGGAAGGACAACCACAGCACUGACCACAACCACAUUACCCACAACCGCAAAAAUCAACACUUUAGCUCCUACCACAACCACCACCUUAGCCCCUACCACAACCACCUACUUAUCCCCUACCACAACCACCACCUUAGCCCCUACCACAACCACCAACUUAGCCCCUACCACAACCACCAACUUAGCCCCUACCACAACCACCAACUUAGCCCCUACCACAACCACCACCUUAGCCCCUACCACAACCACCACCUUAACUCCUACCACAACCACCACCUUAGCCCCUACCACAACCACCACCUUAGCCCCUACCACAACCACCACCUUAUCUCCUACCACAACCACCACCUUAGCCCCUACCACAACCACCACCUUAGCUCCUACCACAACCACCACUUUAGCUCCUACCACAACCACCAACUUAUCCCCUACCACAACCACCACCUUAGCCCCUACCACAACCACCACCUUAGCCCCUACCACAACCACCAACUUAUCCCCUACCACAACCACCACUUUAGAUCCUACCACAACCACCUUAGCCACAACCACAACCACUGUCUCAACCCCAAUACCCACCACCACACUUUUUACCACUAUCCCAACAACCACCAUCACAAGAACCACCCUGAGAGAUUCAACACAGCCACUGACCAAGCCAAGGAUCUUCAGCUGUCCCAACAUAGCACCUUCUCAUCGCCCGUCCCCCUCCUACUACACCCGCCAGGCCUGGAGCAAGGCCUCGCAGUGCAGGGCCCAGAUGAUAUCCUACACAGCCAUGCUGGUGGUGGAGAUAGGCUGCACCCUGGUGCUGGCUAAGUUCACCCUGUCUCUGUACAGCUUGCUCCAGCGCAGGGAGAGGCCGUACACACGGGUCAACCUGACUCACUUUUCCUACAGGAAGGAGAUCACGCUGAGGCCAGUCAAGGUGACAGAGACUGUGGGUCUGUGAUCAGAGGGGGGGGGGGGCAGAUGGUCCAGCUCCAUCCUCAGACAAUUGAUUUCAUUUUUGGUGAAAUUCUCAUUUCUGGAUAAGGCUUUAAAUACGGGAUAAAAAAAAACUGCUAUGUCACAUGAUUGCGCAAUACAAAGGGCCCUAGUGAUGGGGUAAGGUGAAAGAAAAUAGGGAAUGUUAGUCAUCUUUUCUGAAAAUUAAAUGAACACAAACAUAUCAAUCAAUCAAAUGUAUUCAUGAAUCCCUUUUUACAUCAGCCGAUGUUUUGGGGUGCAACAGCCCAGGAGUAGUCUAAUACAGUAACACGUUAUGUAAGUCAUAAAGAUAUUUUCUGUGCUGGUGUAAUUAUUGCUCAUAGUGAACAGGCCUACUUAGUUCAUACUCAUCUAAUAGUUGAAUGCCAAUACAAUAUCUACUGUACACUGAGUAUACCAAAUAUUAGGAAUACCUUCCUGAUAUUGAGUUGCGCAGAAAGCUCUCUCUGCAUUGUCUACUGAUGUAAAAAAAUAUAUACAAACAAAAUAAACUCUUAAAAAAAGAGA
Molecule: messenger RNA, 3249 nt
Organism: Salmo salar (Atlantic salmon)
Lineage: Eukaryota; Metazoa; Chordata; Actinopteri; Salmoniformes; Salmonidae
Cellular component (GO): plasma membrane
Molecular function (GO): protein binding
Source: RefSeq, a predicted model, not a curated record